This is a messenger RNA of Syzygium oleosum, 1227 nucleotides long. Its product is annotated as RING-H2 finger protein ATL70. NCBI's taxonomy places the organism in Eukaryota, Viridiplantae, Streptophyta, Magnoliopsida, Myrtales, Myrtaceae. The transcript has a single exon. The record is from RefSeq and is a predicted model, not a curated record. Bases 497 to 1012 code for a protein of 171 amino acids.
CGUGACUAUAAUAAUCAUAGAAUCAUUCACGUCACUCUAACUUUUCUGACGUAUCCCCCACUUCGUGCAAUAGAAUAGGCUUGGCAAACCGCAGGCGAGAGAGAGAAAAAAGAAAGGAUUACAAACAACGCGUUGUCUUCUGUAUUUAGGCCAAACCGUUGACGUAGCCAAAAAAAAAAAACUAAGGAGGAAAACCUACUAAUGUUUCAUUUUGUAUUCGCAAGUACUUCUUUCGAAGCAAUUAGACUUUCUAACAUUUUUGUAUUCCUACGCAUUGCCCAAAUGCAUCUUCCCUUCAUUAAAGCACUCUCUCUCUCUCUCUCUCUCUCUCUCUCUCAAUCCAAUCUCCAUCACUACGUGUUGCUACCGUUGACUUUUGAAUCCUUGAUCCCCCAUGUAAAGCCCUUACUUUCUGCCGUGACCAUGGCUGACACACACACACCUCUAACCGAUCUCACCACCAUCUUGACCAUUGGAUUACAGGCUGCUUGAGGAGAUGAACACGACCGCCACGGACUCAGGCGGGUUCCUCGGCGGCAACAACAUCGGGGGCCUCGGCUACGGCAUUGGGGUCUCCAUCGGGAUCCUCUUCCUCAUCACCACCAUAACCCUAGCCUCCUACUUCUGCGCACGGAACCUCCAGACGUCGGCCGCCUCCGGGAGGAUGCGGCACCAGCAGCGGCCGCCCCCGCCUGAUCCGGAGCAAGUUGUCGUCGUGGAGGUGGGCCUCGACGAGGCCACCAUCACGGGCUACCCGAAGCUGCUCUAUUCGGAGGCGAAGCUCGAGAGGAUGGGCUCCACCGCAAGCUGCUGCUCAGUCUGCCUGGGGGAUUACAAGGGCACCGACAUGCUCCGGGUGUUGCCCGACUGCGGCCACUUGUUUCACCAAAUGUGCAUCGACCCGUGGCUGCGGCUGCACCCUACGUGCCCGGUGUGUAGGACGUCGCCUCUGCCGACUCCGCUCCCGACUCCGCUUGCAGAGGUGGUUCCACUCGCGAGUAGGAGAGAUUGAAUCAUAUAUAGAUCCUCAUCAAGAAGGGUAUAGGAUUCUGAAUUGGACAUGUUGGUUCCACUGUAAAUGAGCUCAUGUUCUUCUCUUCUUCUAUAUAUAGGGAUAUUUAUUCUUGUUUUUUUUCCCAGCUAAUACUGCAGUUUUCCUUGUAUGAUUAGCCUCAUAUUCUUUUUGGAUCUCCAGAGCUUCUUCUAUAUAGAUAGCAUUUUCUUCAA